Messenger RNA from Macrosteles quadrilineatus (aster leafhopper), 925 nucleotides. Its product is annotated as meiotic nuclear division protein 1 homolog. Gene Ontology annotation, molecular function: double-stranded DNA binding. The coding region runs from base 154 to 771 and encodes 205 amino acids. Gene Ontology annotation, cellular component: nucleus. The transcript is spliced from 6 exons. Gene Ontology annotation, biological process: reciprocal meiotic recombination. NCBI's taxonomy places the organism in Eukaryota, Metazoa, Arthropoda, Insecta, Hemiptera, Cicadellidae. The record is from RefSeq and is a predicted model, not a curated record.
GUGUGAUGACUGGAUGAGGUUACUUAUGUACACGUUUUUCGAUUAAUUGCCUAUGUUUGAUUAACAAAUAAUGAUAUUAUUUCAACGUUACAUGCCGGAAAUCAUUGCUUAAAGUUCUUGUAGAUUUAGUGUACUUCAAAACUUUGUACGAAAAUGUCAAAACGGAAAGGAGUCAGUGCUGAAGAGAAAAGGACACGCAUGCUACAAUUAUUCUAUGAGAAAAAAGAGUUUUUCUCUCUGAAGGAAUUAGAAAAGAUUGCUCCAAAAGAAAAAGGAAUAAUUGCCCAGUCAGUCAAAGAUGUUGUUCAAAGUUUAGUUGACGAUGGUUUGGUGGACACAGACAAAAUCGGUACUUCAAUAUAUUUCUGGUCAUUCCCAAGCAAAGCUAAACACACAAGAAAAAGGAAACUGGCUGAUGCAUCUGAGAAGCUAGAAGGAGCUGUGAAGCGACUUAAAGUCGCAAAAGACAGUAUAAUAGAUGCCAAGGUUGGACGAGAAGACACAAGUGCCAGGCAGGAGUUGAUUAAAAAGAUUGAACUAUUGAAAGGAGAAGAGAACAAGCUGAUUUUAGAAAUACAAAAGUAUAAAGACUCCGAUCCAGAGGUGUUGGAGCAGAUGAAAACUGACAUCAAGGCUCUAAAGGAAGCAAUCAACAGAUGGACGGAUAACAUUUUUCAACUAAAGUCAUGGUGCAAAGAAAAAUUUAGUAUAGAAGAAACAACCCUAAACAAGUCAUUUGGUAUUCCAGCAGACCUCGAUUACCUUGAUUGAGUUAAUUGUAAAAAAUGUCAAACCAAGUAGAGUCAAUAAGUUCCUAGUGUUGACAGUAAGAUGUAAAUUGUGUUAAGGUUUUUGUUAUGUUUGUUUGUUCCUCGUGUGGUCAAUAAAAGUUGCUUGUAAGAUCAAAUAAAAAAGUUUGAGUGUU